Stegastes partitus (bicolor damselfish) is the source of this 1240-nucleotide messenger RNA. It is a transcript of the gene hmx1, whose product is annotated as H6 family homeobox 1. Gene Ontology annotation, biological process: regulation of transcription by RNA polymerase II; negative regulation of DNA-templated transcription. The record is from RefSeq and is a predicted model, not a curated record. The transcript has 2 exons. Gene Ontology annotation, molecular function: RNA polymerase II transcription regulatory region sequence-specific DNA binding; DNA-binding transcription factor activity, RNA polymerase II-specific. Gene Ontology annotation, cellular component: nucleus. Bases 1 to 924 code for a protein of 307 amino acids. Lineage: Eukaryota; Metazoa; Chordata; Actinopteri; Pomacentridae.
AUGCAGCAGAAGCUGACGGAAAACGCGAGUCCCACUUCAUCCAGGGCGUCGUCGUCGUUUUUUAUCGAGAAUCUUCUGGGGAAGGGGCGGAAUGGGCAGGAGUCGGUUCCGGACAGCAGUCGAGGGGAUGCUGGUGCGGAGACGGUCUCCACCGAGCGAAACCUAAACGCGCAGCACGCCGAGACGAGCGCUCCGGCGCCCGGUGGCUUCAGCUCCACAGACCGGUCUGCGCACAGAGAGUCGCCGCUGCAGUGGUACAGCGGGGGGAACUUGAACUUCAGAGCCUUGGAAGCAGCACACAGUCCAAGGGACAUCGCCAGUUCAGAGGACCCCUGCUGCUCAGUAUCAACCAGUGACAGGGGUUCACCCGCCGUGUCUGAGCCAAUAACUGAGGGCAGCGACGAAAUCGACAGGAAAGUGGGCGACAGCAACCUCACGGACGACAACGACGACGCGCCGAACGCCUUUGACGCGCGCUCAGAGCAAGACGCAGCAUCGGACCCGAGCUCCACCCGGAAGAAGAAGACCCGCACCGUGUUCAGUCGCAGUCAGGUCUUUCAGCUGGAGUCCACUUUUGACGUGAAACGGUAUCUGAGCAGCUCGGAGAGAGCAGGUUUAGCAGCAUCGCUCCACCUGACAGAGACUCAGGUCAAAAUCUGGUUCCAGAACCGGAGGAAUAAAUGGAAGAGACAGCUCGCGGCGGAUCUGGAGGCUGCACACAUCCCGAACUCGACCCAGCGGAUUGUCAGGGUGCCCAUCCUCUAUCAUGAGGGACCUACGCCCACUGCAGCUCUGGGUUUCAACUUAAAUGGACAUCCAGUUUCUCCACCCAUAGCGGGCUUCUCCAGCUCCAUCAACUACCCUCUGUCGUCGUUUGCUCACUCCAUGAGCAUGCUCAGAUCGCAGAUGACCGGCCUGGUGUAAAGACUGUUCAAGACUGAUAUAUGAAACUGUUUACAGAAAUUCACCCCGUUAAUGUUAAUCGUGCAAUAACCCACAAUGCCGCAGAAAAAUGUUGAUUGCAUCCAAAGAUAGAGCCGCAGAGUCCGUGAUUAUAACACAAAGUGAUGAAGUAUCUUUCUGUUCAUAAGCCUCGACAAGAGUCUUGACACAGUAUAAACUAUAACAGUCAAGCAUGACAAGGCCGAGGAGGGCAGCGGAGGCCGGAGCUGUUCAUGUAUGUUUGAAUACACACAUAUUUUUGCAAACUUUUAUAUUUAAAGUCACAGAUUUUUUCCAA